This is a messenger RNA of Anopheles gambiae (African malaria mosquito), 2327 nucleotides long. It is a transcript of the gene cpa, whose product is annotated as F-actin-capping protein subunit alpha. The record is from RefSeq and is a predicted model, not a curated record. Bases 426 to 1295 code for a protein of 289 amino acids. Gene Ontology annotation, cellular component: F-actin capping protein complex; actin cortical patch. NCBI's taxonomy places the organism in Eukaryota, Metazoa, Arthropoda, Insecta, Diptera, Culicidae. The transcript is spliced from 3 exons. Gene Ontology annotation, molecular function: actin filament binding. Gene Ontology annotation, biological process: barbed-end actin filament capping; actin cytoskeleton organization.
AUCUCGUCGUCAUCGCAGUAAUAAAAACUAGAAGAAAGCGAACUGGAGUCAAAAGCGCUGCAGAAAAAAUUACACGCAGGAGAAGAAGGAAUUCGGGCACGGAAAAAUCCGACGUAGGCAGUGAAAACCUCGACGAGCAGUGGCCUCGCUGUGUCUGCCCGCAACAGAUCAAUAGGUGUGUAAAGCGAAAAACGUGGUCGAAAUUGUGCCUAAAAGUCGCUUUUGCCCGCUUGCUGCUGCUGCUGCUUCCUUUCGGUCGAAAGUGGUGCAUUCGUCGCAUCGCGGCUCCGCCACUAUAGCACACAACAACGGUGGGUUUUCCGGUGAAACAAAUCAGCUAAAGCGGACCCUCCCGAGACGGCCAAAAACCUCUUCCACCCUCCGGAUCUACCGCCACCACCAGCACACAGCAGGCUACAGAAACAAUGGCGGAUGUUGACGAUGUGAUAAGCGACCAGGACAAGAUCCGAAUCGCGUCCGACUUCCUGAUGCACGCACCGCCCGGCGAGUUUAACGAAGUCUUCAACGAUGUGCGCGAGCUGCUGAACGACGAUCGGCUGCUGAAGGAGGGCGCGAGUGCCGCCUGCGCCCAGUACAACAAGGACCAGCUCACUCCAGUGAUCCUCGAAAACUCCGAGCUGGCCGUGCUCAUCACAGAGUUUAACGAUCUCGGUGGUGGCCGUUUCUUCGAUCCGCGCACCAAGCAAAGCUUCAAGUUCGACCACCUGCGCAAAGAAGCGUCCGAUCUGCAGAACCACGACGGCGACCACACGUCCGAGCAGUGGCGCGCGAUGCUGGACAUCGAGACGCUCACAUACUCCGCCAACCACUACCGCAACGGGUCCUGCUCGGUGUUCGGCCGAACGGUGAACGGGCAGAUCACGCUCAACGUCUGCAUCGAGGACCACCAGUUUCAGCCGAAAAACUUCUGGAACGGCCGGUGGCGCUCCGUGUGGGCGAUCACGUUCCCCGCGACCGGGGGCGGCACGGCCGAGCUGAAGGGUUCGCUCAAGCUGCAGGUGCACUACUACGAGGACGGCAACGUGCAGCUGGUGUCGGCGAAGGACUGCCGCGAGACGGUGCCGAUCACGAACGAGGCCAACACGGCGAAGGAGAUCAUACGACUGAUCGAGGAGAGCGAGCACGACUACCAGACGGCAAUAUCGGAAAACUAUCAGACGAUGUCCGAUACGACGUUCAAGGCGCUCCGGCGGCAGCUGCCCGUAACGCGAACGAAAAUCGACUGGAGCAAGAUCGUAUCGUACAGUAUCGGUAAGGAGCUGAAGACGCAGUAAAAAGCGCAAAGCGGGCGCGCUGCCUUCCCCUCCUUUCCCGGACACGUAUACACGCUGCAGUCGGCGGGGGCAGUCUGGCCGGGGCCGGUCGGAUACGGCAGAACACGCGACAUAUAAAUAAGGAACUAAGGCGCAUGUUAAAGGGCAAGGGCGCGCGAAACACGAGGAAAGUUAAAAGGGAAUGCGAACUAGAAAAAUGAGGCGACAAGGUGAAGCUUUUUUUCUUCUUCUUUUUGUUUGUUAAUUUCGUACGUACAAGAUGAUAGCAAGAUCCCUCCCCCCGUGCGCGCAAUGCUAAUGGAGGUAUCAGCAUUGGAAGGUUCCGCAGCGAGUGAGAGGGAGAAAGAGAGAGAGAGAUCCGCAAACACGCACGAAGGACCAGAGUUCUUUCAAAAACUAGUAUUCAAAAGCGCCGUUUGAAGUAUGAUAAGGGGAAGUAGCGGAGCGAUAGUAGACCCCCUACACGAUGCGUAACCGUAAUCGUCCACGAUCGCCUCUCGUGGUGGUUAAGGUGGUUAAUGAUAUAGCGAACCUGUCCAUUCACAGACGAUACCGAUCUCUGCUCGCUGUCUGUUUGCUGCUUUAGAUUCGCGUUUAAUGGUCCCUUUUCCUGGAGCCUGCUUUUUUUUUUGCGAUCGGCCGAACAUCUUGAGACGUUCGUUUUCUUUCUCUUUUUUUACCUUUUGAUUUUAUGAACUACUGUGUAAGUAACAUUUGUGAAUCCAUGAGAAGUAGUAGAACUGUGUUUAGUGAAAAAAGGGGGCGUUGAGCGGGGGGGGGGGGGGGGGGGAGAGAAUUUAAAACGAUGCAUAACACAAACACGUGGAGCACUCGCGCGCGAUACAACACCCGCUGGUAGGCAAUUUACUAAGAACGAAAGCACACAAACCGACAGACAGACACACAUACAUCGUAGCGUUACUACAGGAAAAGCGAGUUGGUUAAACGAAACACGGCAAAGCUAAACCGAAGCAUGGGAAAUAAAUAUCUUUAAUGAAAAAGAAUAAAAAAAAACCCACAUUAAAACAUUAA